AGCAUGGAAGCUGUGUGCAUUAGUCUGCCAGAAAGCAAGCAACCUUUGAUACAUAGCGACAAGGAGAAAAAGUAUCCAGUACAGGGUUACUUGCUGGAAUCAGAUCAAGCUGGACGAUAAAAACAGAACAAGACAAAGAGCACAAUGUGGUGUCGCAGGCUGGCAUGUUUGUAUCCAGUGGCAAGAGCACUGCAAAGACACGUGGUCAGAAAACAGGUUUUAAGGUCAUCCAUCUCUCAUAAGAAUGUUACAGCUGUACAUCGCUGGUUCAGUACAGCACCAGAUGUUAAAGUCUGCUCUUGGGUUCUUCACAAGGACCACCUUGAGGUACUUUAUUCUGGAACAUGUAUGCGCUUUAAUUAUGUGUGGUUACGUGAUCACUGUCGCUCAGCUUCCUGUUACAAUGCCAAAACGAACCAGCGUAGCCUGGAUACAGCCACCGUGGAUCUUGAUAUCCAACCUGCACUGGUGCGGGCAGAUGAGACCACUUUAUACCUCACUUGGCCAGAUGGUCAUAUGACCCGAUAUGGACUAGAAUGGUUGGUACAAAAUAGCUAUGAAGGUCAGAAGCAGCAGCUAGUCCAGCCUCGGAUCUUGUGGAAUGAAAGGAUCUACAAGGAGGCUAAUGUCCCAUCUGUCAGUUAUUCAGAAUUUCUGAAAACAAGUGAGGGACUGAGAGCUUUCCUGCAGAAUUUCUUGCUGUAUGGCAUAGCUUUUGUUGAUGAUGUGCCAGCAACCUAUGAGGAUACAGAGAGAGUAGCAGAAAGAAUUAGCCAUAUCAGGGAAACUAUAUAUGGUAAGAUGUGGAAUCUUACUUCUGACUUCUCACGUGGAGACACAGCUUACACAAAAUUAGCUCUGGAUCGUCACACAGAUACCACAUACUUCCAAGAGCCUUGUGGUAUGCAACUGUUCCACUGUCUGCGGCAUGAGGGAACUGGGGGUCGAACGCUGUUAGUGGAUGGCUUCUAUGCAGCUGAUCAAGUCCGUCACGAUUAUCCAAAUGAUUUUGAAUUGCUCAGCAAUGUACCUCUGAAACAUGAAUAUAUUGAGAACAUGGCAGGAAGUAAUAAUCACAUGGUGGGGAUUGGUCCUGUCCUAAAUGUUUACCCAUGGAAUAAAGAGCUUUAUAUGAUUAGGUACAACAAUUACGAUCGGGCUGUGAUCAGCACUGUGCCUUAUGAUAUAGUACAGCAAUGGUAUAUUGCACAUCGUAGGUUGACCAAUGAACUGAGAAGGCACGAGAAUGAGUUAUGGGUAAAAUUAAAGCCAGGAAAGGUAUUGUUUGUUGAUAAUUGGAGGGUCUUGCAUGGACGAGAGUCCUUCACAGGAUACAGACAGAUUUGUGGCUGCUAUCUCACACGAGAUGAUGUCCUGAACACUUCACGUUUACUUGGACUAAAGGCUUGAUGGCAUCACGACUGUAAAGUUGACAUUCAGACCAAAAUAAGCUCACAAUGGAAUUUAUUUUAGGAUUUUUUUUAUUGCAAAUCAGCAAGGAAAACCUGAUUCUUAAAGCCUGUGAUACUUCAUCAGGAAUACACAAUAUUGCAGCAUACCCAAAGGCUUUAAUAUUUUUUAAAUUGGCACAAUAUUUUAAGGGUUUUUUUUCUUUUUUUUUUAAUAUAUAGAAUUGUUAAAAUAAUUAUUAUUUUAACUUCUUAAAUACAUUAUUGCAGAUAUAGACAAAAUCUGAAACACAGGAAAUGUUGGAUACAAUGUACUUUCCUUGCUUGAGCAGUCACCCCAUAGAGGUGUGUAAAGUUAGGGCUAGAUGGCUUUCUUCUAGCUGACUACAAAUAGCUUGCUCUUUUCUGUAAGAGGCAAGCCACAUAGCUCGUAAGUUAUGAGUAUAAUUUAUCCCAUAGGAAAAAAAUGUAUUUGUAGGCUUCUGCAAGUAGAUUGUUUAGUACUCCAAUUAAGGACAAUAAGGACCACAGCCACACUCUGGCCUAUCCAUUGCAGCCCGCAAAAAGGCUACAUCCAUAGUAAAGGAAAAUCUGGAAAAACUUACAGGGUGUUGUACUACUUUGAAGAUACAAGAUACAAUUAAACAUUAGGAGAAUAAUUAUUUUCUUAUCUGUAAAAAACACAUUUCUUGAAUAAUUUUAGGAAGAUUUGGACAAUUUACAGCAUACUCUGGGAGUAAAUUGUACUAAUUGUAUAUGUAAUUAUAUAUAAAGUAUAAUAUAAUUUUGUGUAUCCCUCUCAACACUUCACCAGUGCCUUUCUUGUCCAUGUUUGCUCUUAAACUACCUAUUAGGUAUCCUCUGAAUGUUAAAUGUCACUAACAUGCAUUUUAUUAAAUUUGGUACAGUAUUACAA
Xenopus tropicalis (tropical clawed frog) is the source of this 2325-nucleotide messenger RNA. It is a transcript of the gene tmlhe, whose product is annotated as trimethyllysine hydroxylase, epsilon. Gene Ontology annotation, molecular function: trimethyllysine dioxygenase activity; iron ion binding; 2-oxoglutarate-dependent dioxygenase activity. NCBI's taxonomy places the organism in Eukaryota, Metazoa, Chordata, Amphibia, Anura, Pipidae. The record is from RefSeq and is marked provisional. Bases 145 to 1410 code for a protein of 421 amino acids. The transcript has 9 exons. Gene Ontology annotation, biological process: carnitine biosynthetic process.